AUGACUUUGGACCCCAGUAUCUCGAGCGACCUUUCGACGGAUAUCACCUCGAUAGCUUCGUGGGAUUUCUCGUCGGAAUCCACCACUCCAACAAACAAUGGUGCGCGACGCAACACACAGCAAAAGACCCGAACACUGGCUCCCAAUCUUACGCGACGAUCGCACAAAAAGUCCCGCGGCGGUUGUUUUAGUUGUAAACAAAGAAAGAUCAAAUGUUCCGAAACGAAGCCCGCCUGCGGGAGCUGUUUGAUGAAAGGACUUAGUUGCAUCUACCCAACGGAACCAGCAAUGCGCAAGACGAGCAAUCUACCGUUGAUAAGGCGGAAUCCCAAUACUUCACCUUCUUUCCCAGCGGCCACCUUUUCCAUCCUGGACAUGCGAUUCUUCCAUCAUUUUCUGACUGUUGCCUACCCACAUUUACCAGUCGACAACGAUCAUGUCUGGAUCAACGAUAUACCCCAAUUUGCUGAACAACACCAAUACCUGAUGCACGCGUUGCUUUCGCUCGGAGCCUCUCACCUCAGCCGUCUCACAGGUGUAGACUAUCGACGAGAAUCUCUGAUCCACCGCGGCGAGGCCAUUGCAGGCCUCAAUCAAGCACUCAGCCAGACGGCGCGUUCCUAUGGCGAAGCAGACGCCAUGCUCGCCUCUUGCUACGCUCUUACCUUCCAAGCUUCAUAUAUGAGUGAUGGCCUCGCCGAUUUCAUCACCAUGGUGCGAGGCUGCGCCCUCACGACGGAGAAGAUCAAACAAGAGCAUUCCCCUACAGCGUUCAACCUGCAGCCAGACUGGCACUUCAAAUAUAUGGCGCCGCGUCUCCAGAACCUGCCCCCGGUUGACCCUCAGUUGCUACAAGAUGCAUACGACGCCCUGGAGAGCCUUCGACCAUUCUUGACUGGUGACACAGAAAUAGACUUUCACGCGGCGCUUGUCGACGUGAUCACCUCGCUCCAAGCUUCGCCGGCAUCAGGAUAUAUACAAUUCAUCGGCGUGUAUGGCGUAUGGUAUGAAUUGUGCCAUGACUCAUUCAAAACCUUCCUGGACCCCAACAACCUUGUCGCUCAGCUCCUUCUUGCAUACUUCGUGGGCGUGCAGUUGCUGAUGGUUCCCCUCGCAGCGCAUGAGUGGCCGCACCCCGGGGAUAUCACUCGCGUACGCGUUCUGCAGGGCACAGUCGAGUGGGCACAAGGGAUUUUUCAGAGACUCGAAGACUCCGAGUGGGAAGCACACCUUGAUUGGCCAAGGAAUGUCAUCGCCACUGUGGUUGCAGAGAUCAACGGUGAUGUGCUCCAGUUGCCAUCUGUCCUGCAGCUGCACUUGGCAACGCGAGAUAUCACCCCACAAUCGACGAUUCUGACGCCUGCUUGA
Molecule: messenger RNA, 1368 nt
Organism: Cladophialophora psammophila CBS 110553
Lineage: Eukaryota; Fungi; Ascomycota; Eurotiomycetes; Chaetothyriales; Herpotrichiellaceae
Exons: 1
Coding region: 1-1368 (455 amino acids)
Biological process (GO): regulation of transcription by RNA polymerase II
Molecular function (GO): zinc ion binding; DNA-binding transcription activator activity, RNA polymerase II-specific
Source: RefSeq, a predicted model, not a curated record